AUGGCGUCCACGAAGCAGUUUGCGGAGUACGUGACCACUCUGAAUGACUUUGGCAAAAAGGGCGGUGAAUACGGCCUGAAGGCGUUGGAACAGGCUGAGACGGUUGGUGUAGUCAUUCUUCUUUCAUGGGCCAGAACUCACCGCCUGAGUUCCGACCCUGCGCUGAACUUCUUCGCCGCGGUCGCGCCGCGGCCGUGGGUUGAAAAGGACCCAACGUGGACCGCGGCGCAGAGGCGGUUGGGAAAUGCAGCGCGCAGUCCGGGACUGGCACUGGUGGGCCUGGGGCAGCUGUUGAACACGGCCACCUUCAAAACCAUCGGCGCCAAGGGCGUUUACUAUGGAUCCCAAUUGGGCUAUGAAGUGCCCUGGGCCAGUGCCUUUCCGUACAACAUCGGCAUCAGCGAUCCGCAGUAUUGGGGCGUCAUUUGCUCUGUCUGGGGCUUCUAUUUGUGUCUAGCACCAUAUGCAGAUCUUUCCAAAGAGCACUUCUUGAUACCUUGGUUGGAAACCUUUUGGUACGUCACCUCGAUGAAGCUUUUGGAGCAUCAGGCGGUGCCGGGUUCGUUGAAGGUUUUGAGCUUCCAAAAUGAGUAUGAACCAGAAGUCCAGAAGCGAAAAGCUGAAGAGGGCAACGGCGGCUGGGUUCUGAAGAUGCUGGGCUUGAAGGACUACAACCAACCAGUUUUCUCCGUCACUCGCGCCAUGGCCCAAGCAGUCCCAGCGCAGCGAAUCCUUCAUCGUCCGGAUGAAGCAAGUCCUUGGAUCGCGGCCCGGCAAAAUGGCAUCAGUGGACCAGGGGUACGAGGGAUGUGGGGCAGGGGCUGGGGUGGGGUGGGGCAUGUUAACGUUCCUUGUACGUUGCAGACGUUGUUGAUGUUCCGCACCUGCCAGGAUGUGGGGCAGGGGCUGGGGUUGCGGAGUUUCAAAGCCAAAGGGGCUUGGAUUGAAGCUCUGGAUUGUUUGGCUGCAGCACAACAGAAUGCCUUAAAGAUCUCACGAAUCUCCAUGAACCUGCUUCUAGGUGCCACGGCGCAGCACAGCGCCUGGCGCCAGGCCGGGCACAUCUUCGCAGCCGUCGCAGCCGCGGCGCCGGAUGUCGUGACGUGCGGCACGCUGAUCGCGGUGCUGGGACGACGCAAGUGGCGCAGGGCCUUCCAGGCGUUGAUGGACGUGACCCAGGCAGGGCACCAAUGCAACGUCUUCGGCUUCAAUGCAGCGGUGGCUGCUUUGGAGCCUUCCAUGUGGCCCAACGCCCUCAGCUGCUUAGCCGCGCGCCUUGGAAUCACGGACUUCGUCGGGCUGGACGCGACCUCUUGGAACUUGGUGAUCUCUGCCGUGGCUGCGGCCUCUGAGUGGCAGAAGGCCUUGUGGCUCUUCAGCCUCAUGCCCUGCUGCCCUUCCGCAGCGUUCGCGCGCGACGUCAUCAGCUUUGGUACUGCAUUGCAUGGCUGCGCUCUGGGGCGUGCCUGGCGCCAUGCAGGGCAGAUGAUGCAGAUGCUGCGGGAGGAGACGUUGAGGCCCAAUGUGGUGACCAACAGUGCCGCCCUCAAGGCCUGCAGCAACUCCUGGCCACGCAUCGUGCAGCUGAUGAGAGAUGCAAGCGGCUUGAUCCAGCCCAGCUUAGUGACCUACACGGCCACUUUGAAGGCCUUCGCUGGGGCGAAUCGAUGGAGCGCCGCAGUGGCAGUGAAUGAUGAUGUGACAAGCAGAGCAAUGGAAUUGGACACGAUUUUCAGCACUGAAUUGAUUGCGAGCUGUGAUUCCUCCAAGAAAUGGCAGCAGGCCGAAACGAUCUUAGGCACUUCACAGCGCAGCAAGGUGCGACCAAACUUCAUCACCUGCAGUUCCCUCAUCUCUUGCUGCAGCACCGUGCAGCACUGGCAACGUGCUUUCUCCUGGCACAGCAACGGCCACAAUGGCGGCUCUGGAGCGCUGGGAAAUGUGCUGAUCACGGCAGCGGCACAGUCAAACGGCUGGUUCCUUUCGACCAAUCUUUUGAAGACGACCGUGAUGGAUUCCAUGGAUUCCAUGACACUGGGCUCCGUGGCAGAUUCGUUUGCGCAGCACUGGGACAGGGCCCUCUGGUGGUUCCGGCACCACGCUGGCGCCGGGAACUUUCCGGCGGCCUCGGUGGAAAUGGCGGGCUGUGCGGCGAUCAAUGCUUGCGAAAAAUGCAGCGAAUGGAUCUUUUCUCUGCGAAUCUUAUCAGACCUGAAUUCCUGGAGGAUACCUCUGGACUGCCAUCAUUUGCUUAUGGAAGUGGGGUUUGGGCUGAUCUCCACUUUUUUUCACAUCUGGAACUUACGGUGCUAAACCCAGUGUGGUAAACCCAAUAAACCUCCAAUCUUGGAGGAUUUAUAGUGACCCAGAUCCCAAAGCUCCAGGAUCAUCCAGCUGGGGGGUGAGGGGCUCCGCGGCUCCAUGCUGAUGCUCCAAUUGUCGUUUUGAAGGGUUGAAGAGUUGAACACCGCCUUUUUUUGUUGUUCAGAGCUUUCCAAGCAAAAAAAAAACAGUGGUGGUAUCAGGGCCCAAAGCCAUAGUGCUUAGAUACGAAAUGGGUCUCUUGAGGCGUAGGUGCCCAAGCAUAUGUUUGGGAUGCUUUGAAACCAGGGAUCAAUUUUGUUAUUUUGUUUAAGCUACUUUAACCGUCCCACAAAAUCCCAAAUAGGGUAAAUUGAUUGCCAGUUGAAACCCAAUAAUUGUUUGGUCAAUUAAAAUCCACAUCCUUCUUGCGAUGGUUACAUCAUGUUAAAUCACCAUGCUUGGUAAGUUAAAACCCAAUUAUUCAUGGUUAAAUCAACAUUUUUGAUGGUUAAAUCCCCUCAAAUCACACUUUUUUUCGUCACCAAGGGCGACCAGACCUUUAAUUCGGCCAUCGUGGCUUGUGAGAAGGGCGAAGGGCGGCCACAGUUCUGAGCUGAGCCGAAACCCACGAGGAGG
Messenger RNA from Cladocopium goreaui, 2940 nucleotides. Lineage: Eukaryota; Dinophyceae; Suessiales; Symbiodiniaceae. The record is from the annotation of a GenBank genome assembly.